Neofelis nebulosa (Clouded leopard) is the source of this 3268-nucleotide messenger RNA. Its product is annotated as protein eyes shut homolog. Gene Ontology annotation, biological process: axon guidance. The record is from RefSeq and is a predicted model, not a curated record. The coding region runs from base 308 to 2395 and encodes 695 amino acids. NCBI's taxonomy places the organism in Eukaryota, Metazoa, Chordata, Mammalia, Carnivora, Felidae. Gene Ontology annotation, molecular function: calcium ion binding. The transcript has 10 exons.
UUUAGCGCCUUGUUUCAGGAGCCACAUAUAAAAGAAGCCUUAUUUGAUUAGGGUUCUGAGAAACAGUGAUACAUGCUAGGCAUGUACAGACAUUAACAGUAAUCACAAGCCUCCCAGGGUUGCAAGCUACCUUGGCUAAUGGUUGAAAAUGAGGGGGAUAUUUAAAUCAGUUGAACUCUACUGUUUCUUGAUCAGAAUCCACUUGCAUUUGGGAAUAGAAAAAAAGCCAGUUCCUGGGAAUCCUUGAACAAAAUCUCUGCUUGCAAAUUUUCAGCAACACUAAAAGCCCAUUUUGCAGCAAUUCUUUAUGACACUUUUCAUGAGAGACUGUAAAAUACAAUUUCCCAAAAUGAUUAGCAAAUCAAUUAUGCUUCUGAGCCUGGUGGUUCUUCAUAGCACAUUUAUAAAUGGAAAAACAACAUGUAAAUGGCAAUUUGUGGAAGAAUGGCAUACACAACCAUUAUCAUAUAUGGUGAAUUGGACACUAACAGAAAACAUCUGCAUGGACUUCUAUGGAGAUUGCUGGUUUGGGGAUGUAAAUACUAAAAUGAACACUUCAGGCAAUCAAGUUGUUCCCCAGAUUUGCCCUUUGCAAAUUCAAUUGGGAGACAUCCUUAUAAUUUCUUCUGAACCAUCUCUUGAAUCUCCAGAAAUAAAUUUGAUGAAUGUUUCUGAAGCAUCAUUCAUUGACUGUCUGCAAAACACCACAACUGAAGAUCAGUUACUUUUUGGUUGCAAACUAAAAGGAAUGCACACUGUUAAUUCAAAGUGGCUGAGUGCUGGAACACAUUAUUUUAUCACAGUAACAGCAAGUGGUCCAUCGUUUUGUCACCUGGGGCUACGGCUAAAUGUGACAGUGAAAGAACAGUUCUGCCAGGAAUCUCUGAGUUCAGAAUUUUGUUCUGGGCAUGGUAAAUGUCUUACUGAGGUUUGGAGCAAGACAUACAACUGCCAUUGUCAGCCUCCAUUUUCUGGAAAAUAUUGCCAAGAACUUGAUCCAUGUUCUUAUAAACCAUGUGAAAAUAAUGGCAGUUGCAUUAAUAAAAGAGGAAAAUUGAAUAAGCAAGGAUAUGAAUGUACCUGUUACCCACCAUUUACAGGCAUACAUUGUUCAGAAAUUAUUGGCCAAUGUCGACCACGUAUCUGUUUCCAUGGGAAUUGUGGCAAUAUUACUGCAAGUAGUUUCAUCUGUGAAUGUGAUGAACCAUUUUCAGGUCCAUACUGUGAGAAGUCAAUGAAAUGUUAUAUUUCUCAGUCUUGUUGGAAAGGAGAAAUUUGCCAAAACAAAAGCUCUGCUUACAUUUGUGAAUACCUAGAAGGAUUUUUCAAUCAAAACCAUGAAACUGAUGUCCGUGAGUGUCCCUCAAUACCAUGUCAGAAUGGUACUAACUGUGUUCAUAUUGCAAAUGACACCAUGUACAUCUGUUCACCAAUAUUUACAGGCAAGCUUUGUAAGAGACAACUUCAAACACCACAGGAGUCAUUUCCUUACAAGGAUAAUACCACAUGUACAAAAUUUGAGAAAGAUUAUCAUUGCAGUUGUUUGCUAGGAUUUACUGGAAAAAACUGUGAGAAAGUAAUUGACCACUGUAGACUGCCCAGCAUCAACUGUCUGAAUGAAGGAUGGCAUUUCAAUAUAAGUGGAAGAUUCAGAUAUGUAUGCACUUCAGAGUGCACAAGAUACUCAUGUUGGUUUGUGAGGAAUGUUUGCCUAAUUCAUCUAUACCCCUGCUACUGUGGAACUAUCAGCCAUGAUAUUUGUCAAGGCAAAGUCCUUCAUCCUCCUCAGUCUAAAUAUGUGUGGCAACUGGGAUUUAAAGGAUCUGAAGAUGAAAAAUGUGAAGUGGCUGUUGAUGUCUACUUCUUUCUCUCUGCGAACUGGACUGAAGAUGCUGUCUAUGUGAACACAUCUGAAGAUCUCCGUUAUGUAUUUUGUUUUCUAUGUCAAGGAAAAAUGGAGAUGCAUGCAAAUGAAUGCAAUUGUUUGACUGAAGAAGGAAAUAAGGGAUAUUGGUGUCUAUGUAUUCCAAGAUGGCCUGGAAAAACGUCUCUGGAAAAUACAACUGAUUAUCAAGAAAGUGGGUGUCAACAUGAAGCUAUUUAUAAAGAUGAAAUUAAUAGAUCCAGAUGCAGCUGUUCUCUUGGUUACAUGGACCCAUUAUGUAUCCUCAAUGCUGAGGAUUACUUAGGAAACCAGAGUACAUCAGUGCAUGGCCUCUGCUUGGUCCAUUUGCACAAGUGCAACGGUGGUCUGCAAAGACAUGGAAGAAAUGUCUGUGAAAUAGAAACCAAAGAUUGUAAAUCUGUGCCCUGCAAAAACGGAGCAGCCAGUAUACAUUUAAGUGGCUAUUUCUUCUGCAAUUGUGUCCCAGGAUCUACAGGCAAGUAUUUCUGAGAACUCAAAUUCUCUACUGGAUAAUGUUAGCACAUUUAUUUAAUGUAUUUCAAAUGUAGCUAAUGAUUAGUACUGUAGGCUGCUUUCUCAUUUAGCAAAGUAACAAUAUCUUCACUUAGAAUAAUAGGAUUGUUUCUUUGGGCAAUUACAUUGCUGACUACGCAGCCUUGGCUCAUGCAAAUGAGGCUAAAAAGUCCAGGCUGAACCAUAGAGAAUAUGAUAUAUAUGUCAAAGGUCUGUGGAGAAAAACAGGCAGCCAUAACCUCCCAAUAAUUUUCCUAAACAGCUUCAGUAUUGCCCUUCAACCUCCUCUUUGGCUGCCUAAGCAUACUGAGUGCUUGCAUUAAAAAUAAAACUUAGUUUCAGUAUUUUCUCAGUCAGUUUAAUGCUCCAUUAGUAAAAUUAAAAAACUCCAUAAAACCACAAACAUACUUUAUCUUCUGUAAAGUUAUGUAGGAUGACAUUCACGUUGGCUGUGUAGUAAUAAGGCAUCUUUUGAUAUAAAAAUAUCAGAAAUUAAGCAUUCAAAUUUAUAUUGAGGAUUUUAUGCUUGGUCUUACAUUAAAAUAAUUGUUAAUAAUUUCAAAACUUCUUUAGUUUAAUUGCUUUAUAAAAAGCAGUAUGGAGGCCACACAGAAGAAAAUAAUAUUGUCACUUUUAAACCACCCCUAAUUUUAAGCAAAAUAAUGAAAAACAGUUUUGUGUAAUUUGAUAUCCUCUUUUAUUAAGCAGACCCAACUAAACAUUAUGUGGAUUUCCAUCUUAAAAUGAAAAAUAUUUUCCCUGUUUGAUAUUUAAAGUAAUAUCCUGAAGGUUUUGGAGUUAAUUUAAAAGAUAAGUUCCAAGAAUGGAAUUGGUGAUAUUAUUGGAAUA